This is a messenger RNA of Acanthosepion pharaonis, 741 nucleotides long. Lineage: Eukaryota; Metazoa; Mollusca; Cephalopoda; Sepiida; Sepiidae. The record is from the annotation of a GenBank genome assembly.
AUGAACUUGUUGGAUAAAUGCAACAGACAACAGAAUAUCUAUCUAUCUAUCUAUCUAUCUAUCUAUCUAUCUAAGUUUUAUUCUUAUCUAUCUAUCUAUCUAUCUAUCUCAGUUUUAUUCUUAUCUAUCUAUCUAUCUAUCUAUCUAUCUAUCUAUGCAGUCCCCAUUCUUUUCUUACUUUUACUUUGCUUUCUUUUUUGUUUGUUUAAAAUCUGUUCUUUUGCUCUUUUGGCUUUGAUCUCAUACGCCUCUCUCUUUUUCUGUUUUACUUUCUUCAAUUCUUUCUUCUUGUCUUUCUUUCGUUGUUAUUUUUUAAACCCUUUUCUCCAAAGUCAUUUCUUUCUUUCUUUCUUUCUUUCUUUCUUUCUUUCUUUCUUUCUACAAUCUCUUUUGGCUUUGGCUUUCUCAUUUCUUUCUUUCUUUCUUUCUUUCUUUCUUUUCUUUCUUUCUUUCUUUUUCUUUUCUACAUUCUUUUUCUUUGUCUUUUUCGAUAUUUUUUCUUUCUUUGUCUUUUAUAUUCUUUUUCUUUCUUUCUUUGUCUUUUUCUACAAUCUUCUUUCUUUUUCCUUUCUUUCGAAAUUAUUUCCAUCAUUUCUCAUUUCCUAUUUCUUUAAUUCUUUCUCUCUCUCUCUCUUUCCUUUCUUUCUUUCUAUUUUGAGUUUUGGGUGGAUGGUAUCUCUUUUCUUAUUAUACGCCACCCCCACCCCACCUCGAGCAAGCCAUUCAUCCAAUACAUCAUAA